Molecule: messenger RNA, 831 nt
Organism: Didymella exigua CBS 183.55
Lineage: Eukaryota; Fungi; Ascomycota; Dothideomycetes; Pleosporales; Didymellaceae
Exons: 1
Coding region: 1-831 (276 amino acids)
Source: RefSeq, a predicted model, not a curated record
AUGCCACCAAAGGCAAGGGCACCAAGCUUUGGAUCACAGGAUUACUGGGACCAACGCUUCACUAAGAACACGGCUCCUUUCGACUGGCUCUCGGCGCCAGAUGCUCUGGAUCCAUUGAUCAGCGAAGCACUCGAGUCUUUAGACAAGGUUGAACCUCAAAUCCUGCACAUAGGCUGUGGAUCUUCACUGUUAUCGCAACAUCUGAAGGUCCACGUUCAGAAUGCUCAACAGGUGCACAACAUCGAUUACUCCAAGGUGGUCAUAGACGCGGAGAGAAAGCGCGAAUUAGACUCAGCGAGCCGGAGCAUAGACGCAUGCACCAGAUGGGAUGCCGUAGACCUCCUAGAUUAUGUCUCGCUCCUCAGAAUCUGCGAUACUAGUACUUAUUCUAUCAUUGUCGACAAGUCAACUUCAGACGCCAUCUCGUGCGCUGACGACGUCGUGUGCCGUCUACCGUACGCCGUCACCACCCAAGAAUGUACGACUUCGGCUACAGUGAUAGAUGUCGAGCUGAAGGAGCUGCCGGUACACCCAUUGUAUCUUAUGGCCGUCCAUUUGGCUCUUGUAGCGAAGCCUGGCGCGAAAUGGAUUGCUCUGUCGUACAAUGCUGAGAGGUACCCGUUUCUUAAAGGUAAAGCGGCAGAAACGGAAGACGACGGUACACCUUACACUGGCAUUCCGGAUCCUAGACUUAUGUGGACUGUAGUGGGCAAGCAUCAGAUUGAAGCGAAAGAGCGGGAAGCCGGUGGCAGAGUAACGCAAAGACCAAAGUUGUACCACUGGGUGUACGUUUUGCAACGGACCUCGACCCCCCUUUUUUACAUGUCAUAA